This is a messenger RNA of Microcebus murinus (gray mouse lemur), 3901 nucleotides long. Lineage: Eukaryota; Metazoa; Chordata; Mammalia; Primates; Cheirogaleidae. The record is from RefSeq and is a predicted model, not a curated record.
CGGUCUGAGGGACAGCGAACUGGCCCCCUGUUUAAAAAGUUUGAGGACUCUUGUCUUAUAAUCUGGUGAAUCCAAAAAUAUGGUUCUGAUAAGUCGAUUUCAGUAUUCUAGUGUUCACUCUUUACUAUUCAACAUAUGAAUAGUUGUCACCGUCGUGUUCUGGGCAUGUCAUACAAAAAUCCCAUGUGAAUUAUGCAUUAAAUUUGACUAUAUUUCUUGACUCGCCUCACUUUUCAGGCACAUCCCCUAUUCUAAAGUUAACUUUGUCUGUCUUCUCUAAGUGUGAUUUCCUUGCUGGUAACUGUCACCAAGUCGACCAAAUAGAAUGUGUAACGGAUUCUUUAACAGCCCUUGCGCUGACUGAGGGCCAGCGGCAAAUGCCCUUUCCCCACAUUCCUUUCCAGGCCCCAGCCAGUCUUUCUAACUUCCAGGGCGUGUAUAAGGGGCUGAAGAUUCAAGUAGCAGAGGGAGCUGGGCAGGGGACGAGUGACGCCGCCACUGGUGCUUUCAUCAGAGUCCAGACUGAAGAGCCCCGUUGGAGAUGGUCCGUCCUCCACCUCUCCUGGGGCAGCAGCCCGCCUCCAGGGUACCGCUGACCCGCCGGCUCCGCUGCACCAUGCCUUUCCCGCCUGUGCCGCCGCCGCCCGCCCCCGGCGCGCGCCAGCCCCGGAGGCCCAGCGCGCAGCCCGCGCCCUCGCCGCCCGCCGCCUCCGGGGAGAAGAAGAGGAGGUCCCCGGAGAGGCCCGAGGUGCUUUUCUCCAGCUCCUGGCCCUCAGCCACGCUGAAGAGGCCGCCAGCCCGGCGCGGCCCCGGACCGGGCAGGACUCAGCCUCCAGCCCCUCCGCGCGCCCUGCCCCAGAUCUCGCCGGGCCGCGCGCGGGCUCCAGCCACGUGCGCCACGCCCCGGCCAGCCAACCCUGGCCACACCCCGGCGAGGGCCGCCCGCGCGGGGACCUCCUCGAGGAUUGGGGCCACCGCCUCGGGGAUCUCGACGCCGGCAGGAGCAGGGUCCGGGCCGGACGACGCCGUGCGCUUCUCCUUGAGCCUCACUCCCGAGGCCGUCCUGGUCAUCCAGAGGCGCCACCUGGAGAAGCAGCUGCUGGCGCGGCCCCGCAGGCCCUUCCCCUCGCCCUCGGCGGACUCUAGGCGCCUACUCGCCCCCUGUCCCGUAGGCAGGGCCGCCAGUCCGCGCAGGGGCGGCGCCGCUAGCAUCCCCGACGCAUCUCCGGCCGCGGGCCUUGGCCGCCGACCAUCGCGCUUCCCGCUGCUGCCCGGCGGCCUGCAGGCGCCCGAGCCCAGCCGGCCCGCCGACCUGCGCUCAGUGCUCAAGGUGUCGCUGCUCAACGAGCGGCACAAGUACGAUGAUGUGGAGUACGAGGAGGAGACCGAGCCCCUGGACGAGGGCCUGGUGCGCAAGUGCACCGAGUGGCUGCGCGGCGUGGAGUCGGCGGCGGCAGCGCGGGACCGGGCUGGACGCCUGGGCGCGCUGCCUCACCUGAGCACGCUGUGAGCCCGCGACAGGGCUGGCCUCACGCGCGUCCCCACCUCCGGACCGCGCUCCACCCACCUGGGGUCCUCGUGGGAGAUGCACAUCCCGUCUGGCCGCCGUCCCUCCUCCCGGGCCCUGUGCGCCGAAGAGGCCCGCGCGGACGCAGGGAGCCUGUCUCGCCCGCCUCCUGCGCACCGCGCGGCCCGCCUCUCCCUCCCGCACCUGUGGCCUCUCCCCGGAAGUCCGCCUCUGAGCGCCCGCAGGUGUCCUUGCUUCUCAAAGGGAGUAAGCAGCUGCGAAAAUGCCUCUCAGAUGCCCACCCCAUAGUGUGUUUAGCCCCAGAAACCCCCUGCCUGGGGGCGGACCUGCCCAGGCCGCUAGCACCCCUGCCCGGAGCGCAAGUGAGGGCCGCCCGGUGGCCGCCUGCUGCUGAACUGCGACGUGGUGCUACGUUUAUGAUUUUCUCCCAAGUCAGAAAAAUGUUGGGGGUAUUGGAGAGCCUGGAAACUCAAAGUCAACCCAAUUUCCAAAAUCCAAAGAGGAGGGGUAAUAAUCACCAGGAACUAGCGGAACCCUGGCCAAAGAGCGCUGGAAACACUGCUCUGUUGCUAACACAACAGGUGACUCGUCCGGGCUUUGGCUCUGCGUGCUGGGCGCACACACACGCCCGUGCACACACGCACGCUCACAUGGCCACACACACACCCACAAAAACUCACACCUAGGCACUCACACACACACUCGCACUCACACGCACACAUACCUGCGCACUCACAAGCCCCUCCCCAAGCAGUGCUGGGAAUUGUUCUCCAUGGCUGGAUUAAGGCGGGAGCAGGAGUGGGGGUGGCUUUUGUUAAAAAUCAUCAUCUUUAUUUGAAGUGUUCACAGAAUAUCUUCCGUGCCAGGGAAAGGAAAGGUAGCCCAGUGGAAGGGGCAAACGCUGCAGCCUGUGUCCCCCCUCCCCCCCAGGCCGGCAGGAAGCUGUGGGCCCCGCCCCCACCCGGUGGUGUACCUGAGAGCAGAGGAGAAGCCCCCGCCAGGCGAGGGGCAGCAGGUGUUUGUUUUGGGUAUUUUUAAUCACUGUGAAAAUCAGUGAUACGAGGGCUUUGUACAGCUGUAUAGAGUGAUUAAGAUUUUUCUAUUUAUUAUUUGAAUAAUGAAUAAGCCCCCUCUGCCUUUUGGUAACCAUACCCUUUCCCCACUAACUGGAGGCCGAUUUCUAGCUGUUUCUUCCAUGCAUCUGGGUAUAUUUAACUCUUAAGGAUGAGAGUGAAAUAAAAAAUGUAGUGACCAGAUAAGACUGGUUAUGGAAGAGUAAUGUAUUACCUCCAAUUUUGACUUAUUUUGUAAAAGUCAAUGACUAGUUUAAUGUUUUAACUUGUUGCACUUUAAUAUGUCAAGUCUUAAUUAUAUUUUAAAUUGAGGCCUUACAUUUUUUAAAAAAAAAAACAAUUUUGUAUUUUUCUUGUAGAGAUCUUUGCUCUAAUCUCUCCAGCUCUAGACACAAAUUUCAUUGGAUAUGAAACAUUUAAUUCAGCAGGAGCUGGGUCAGCCGCCACGUGAACUGCAGAGACAAAACCCACCCACUGAAUAACUUCCUUUUCUGGCCCCUAUUUGAGUUGGGAGAUAAUGUUCUCUUUUACUUAAAAUGAAUAUAUUAAUAACAGAGGGGCAGAGUUAGCCCUGCUUGCCAGAGUGGCUGUCAAUGCUCCUGUCCCCACCCCACCCCACCCCGAUGACCCUUGCAGAGCUCAGUCCUGUGCUGGGCACAGGGCCUGCAGACCGGAGGGCGGGCCGGGAGUGGGUCUGCCCUGCCCAAAGGUGGGCAGCGGCACGGCUUGCGCUCAUCUCGCACUUAAUGCAAAUACAAGUAGCCCGGACUCCACCCUCAGUGAUGGUAACAGCGAAAACAUUUUGAAGACUUUCCUGGUGGUGUCCUAAGGGGACAGACAACAUGAAGCAUCUUUAUGUCUUCCAGACCUGAGCCUCUGUGGCAGUGCGUGGGUCUGUCUCUGCACCUGUGUGUGUACCUGUGUGUACCUGUGUGUACCUGUGGAUACCUGUGCGUACCUGUGUGCCCCGUCUGUUGCUUUGCUGGAAUCCCUUUCCUCCCCUUCCCCACCCUGUCCUCCAGGAUCCUCACCCCAUCCCCCUUUCUUAACUGCCCACACUACAAAACUAAGCACAUUUUUCUAAUGUGUGUUUGUUAAAUAGAGUUUGUGUGCCUUGCUCUUCACUUUAAAAACAAAUGAGUAGGACCUUUAUAUUUCCCUGGUUAGUGAACCUUAAUAAAAAGUAAAAAAGGUUAUACACAUGACACAUGUCUGUUCAUUGCUAUUAAUGACAUUUCAAGAAAGUUUUCUAAGUCACUGUGCUACAGUUUCUUAAUGCUUAAAUAAAAGAGAAGUUCAA